AUGCGCGUCCCCACUCUCGUCGCCGCUGUCGUCGUCGUCCUGGCUACCUUCGCCACAGCCCACGACGGCAAACCAGUCGAUGACAAGACGCCAUCGUGCGGUGCCCCGUUCUGCGCCCGCCGCUUCCUGUCUGACCGCACAAAAUCCAACAUCAUGGCGCUCAAGGAGGCGGCGCGCGAGGCGCAGACGGAGGUGGUCGAAGGCGCCAAGGCUGAGUAG
Molecule: messenger RNA, 219 nt
Organism: Pyrenophora tritici-repentis Pt-1C-BFP
Lineage: Eukaryota; Fungi; Ascomycota; Dothideomycetes; Pleosporales; Pleosporaceae
Source: RefSeq, a predicted model, not a curated record